AUGGAGCCAGACGUGCUGCCGGUGUUCUAUUUCAACGAUCUGCUGUUGAGCAAUAUUGGUGACACAAUAGGUCUCAAUUUGUUCGAGCCUCGCUACCAGCUCAUGUGCAACCGCAUGGCCUCGGAUCCGCGCUUCCUUUUCAUGCCCAACUACGAGGACUACCGGUGCGCACCGGGAGACGUUGGCUUCGUUGUGAGAUUGACGGGAUUGUGGCAGCAGGCACAUGGCAGCAGCUACGGUGUGCAGGGCUAUGCCGAGCAGUUGGUAGCGGUGUCAUGCGCUUGGGAGGAACCGGACACCCACCACCUCCACUAUGCCCAGUACUGGAAGUUGGACGAAACAAAGGCACCGCUCUACCACAAGGAGAUUCAAGCGCUUGCACAUGGUAUGCUUCGGUGUGGAUGGACAUCCGUCCCUGAGCAGUACCCCACAGGGCACAUCCGGCACUUUUGCAAUGGCAAGUCCGAGGUGCUUUGUGGUUGCAACUGGCCGGAUCGCGCCUGGGUUCUGGCAUUCCUCGCUGACGAUGACGAGAGGCACUUGAAAUGCGGCUGGACGGCGGGGCUGCCAGAAUUGGUUAUGCCGCGUUUUUCUGGAGACGCUUUUCUAGAGAAGGCCGUACAGUGCUUCCCAGCUCUGCAGCAUGGAACACCAUUGCAGGAGGUGCUGGAGCAGCUGCGUGCGGGUGUGUCAGAAGAUGUUGAUGCCAUGCGCUCCCUCCGAGAUCUCCAGCAGACAGAGCUUGGCGGUCCGAUUGUACAGCGUCGGUUAGCCGACCCUCUGCUGCCAAAGGCUCUGUGGGCACAGCUCUUGAGCGAGGCGAGACUUUCUCGCGUUCGCGGGAUGCCGGCCCGGAUGCCGACUGUGCGGCUGGAGGUGGACUUCGUCGGUCUGCGACCCUUGAGAAGCGAUGGCAAUGGAGGCUAUGUCGCAGCCAAAACAGUCGAACCAUCAAUCGUGGUUCUGUUGUCCAACGAUUCAAACGUUGAUAUCCGAGCGCUGCCUCAGGACAUUGAGCUUUCUGCUGAGUCUGCUCGCGCCUGCCUGUCAAAACUUCAGUGGCAGUUGAACAGGCUUCGCUUGGCGAUCAUCCAUCGGGCUCGCUCUAAAGGCCAGCGGCCCCUAGCCAUGCUUGAGGAUGAUGUUGCGCAGCAGAUGUGUGACUUCGUUGCUUGUCAUCCAGUGCGUCCAGUGACAGCCCAAGAUGCCAGGGCAUGA
Symbiodinium sp. CCMP2456 is the source of this 1218-nucleotide messenger RNA. The record is from the annotation of a GenBank genome assembly. NCBI's taxonomy places the organism in Eukaryota, Dinophyceae, Suessiales, Symbiodiniaceae.